CCCCAUUGAUUUAUUUACUUUCUCCCACGUAUACAACAGACCCACCCACUCAAUAGUACAUACUGACGCUGAUGAUUCAUAUUCAUCCAUAACGAACAGCCAUUUCUCCUUUACUCAUUACUGAUCACGUUCAAAUCAAACCAUCUUUAAUUCAGUAGAGAUCAGAGAAACAAUGGAGACGGCUUUGUUGGAUGGCGGAGAAGGCAGCAGCGACAGCUCGAGAAGCGAUCGUAGGCGCUUGUUUAACAGAACAGAUGCAAUUGCUUAUGGAUCUACAUAUCAAAAAGCAGCUGCUUUGGUUGAUCUUGCUGAAGAUGGUAUUGGUAUACCUGAGGAAAUUCUUGAUCGAUCGAGCUUUGGAAGUUCUCUGAAGUCUUACUUCAUAUAUAUUCAAUUUGAUUUUCUCUGGGCUCUUAACUACUUUGCUUUAAUUGUUCUAAAUUUCUUUGAGAAACCUCUAUGGUGUUCUGGGUAUUGCAGUAAUAGGGAUUACUACUUUCUGGGGCAGUUGCCAUACUUGACUGGUACUGAGAGUCUUGUAUACGAGGUAAGGUCGAAAUUGUCAUUCAGUUGUUUUGCAUGGGGCAUGAGUUCUCUCUAGUAAAAUAAUCAACGA
Messenger RNA from Olea europaea var. sylvestris, 616 nucleotides. RefSeq names its product two pore calcium channel protein 1A-like. The transcript has 3 exons. Gene Ontology annotation, molecular function: voltage-gated calcium channel activity. Bases 173 to 601 code for a protein of 142 amino acids. Gene Ontology annotation, cellular component: plant-type vacuole; vacuolar membrane. The record is from RefSeq and is a predicted model, not a curated record. Gene Ontology annotation, biological process: calcium ion transport. Lineage: Eukaryota; Viridiplantae; Streptophyta; Magnoliopsida; Lamiales; Oleaceae.